Messenger RNA from Anoplophora glabripennis (Asian longhorned beetle), 1205 nucleotides. It is a transcript of the gene MrgBP, whose product is annotated as MRG/MORF4L-binding protein. Gene Ontology annotation, biological process: regulation of transcription by RNA polymerase II. Bases 84 to 758 code for a protein of 224 amino acids. The record is from RefSeq and is a predicted model, not a curated record. Lineage: Eukaryota; Metazoa; Arthropoda; Insecta; Coleoptera; Cerambycidae. Gene Ontology annotation, cellular component: nucleus; NuA4 histone acetyltransferase complex. The transcript is spliced from 2 exons.
CAGUUUGACAUUGACAUUUUGUUUUUAUUUGUUGAAAAUUUGUUUAUAUGAAUAAAUUUGAUUAUUACGUAUAAUUUGUUGGAAUGGAGGAUAUUGAAUGGAAUGUUGUUAACGAAGGACAAUUACUAGAUGCUAUGGUUGGACAUAAACCUGUAGGUGUGAACAAAUAUUUUCAGAUGGCAUUUAUAUGUGACAAAUUUACAGAAAGUUUGCAUAAAGACGUUGAUCCGGAGAAAAUUUGGGCACAUUUAGAAACAAUGUACAAUCUCGAGGUCCUUGAUGAAAGUGAAUCUAUACCUUUUCCAAACAGUGAACGUGAAUUUAAUCUACCAGAAUCUGAUUUUGGUAGUUUAAUAAAUAAAAAGGAUGAGGAAAAAUCUAAAAGUCAAGUACAGAAAGGAGACAAGGAGACACCGAAGCUCGUAAAAGAAUUAAAAAAAGAAGAAAAAACACCAGUAAGAAAUCAAAAAGAAAGGAGAGAUAGUAAGGAAGGAAAGGAUAAUAAUAAAACUCCAACAGUUGCAAAGAAAGAAAUAAAAAAGGAGCCAGAAAAAAAUAAACUAUCGAUUAAGGGACGAAACUCAAAUGUAACACCAAAAGAUGACAAUAAAGGUGCAAAAAAUAAAAAUGAAGAUACUCCCAAACCAACAAAGAGACCAACAAGAGGUAGUUUGAAACCAAAUGAUGAUUCGGGCUCUAGUGGAAAAUCAAGCCCUGUUACCAUUACACCGUCAAACACAAAAAGAAGACGCAUUUAAGAUGUUUGGCCAAAUGAAUCAAAACCAAAUCCAAUUAAUGUAUAUAUGUUAAUGUUAUGCUUGGUAUCUAGUAAAGAAUGUGAUAGACUUCAAGAGCUUUGAGACUUUGGACAAAAUAAACCAAUGGGAAUCAAGUUGGCUUAGUACAGCUUUGCUUCCUUGAAAAGUUAAGCGUCUUGUGUGUUUUAGAUAAAAAAAUAGUCAUAUUCAUACUGCCCAAAAAAAAACUAUAACAGACAUCUUGAAAAAAUGAAAUUAAAAAAAUUUUUUUUGAGGGCCCAUAACUUUUUGAGAAAGCAAAGUUCUACGAAAUUAACUUGUUCUAAGUCGGUUUAUACUACUCUUGAAGUACGUCACAUUCUUUACUGUACACCCUGUAUAAGGCAAAAAUUUUAUAUCAAAAUUGGUUUUUAUCAGUUUUGAAAGAAAAAGAAGUUGAUUUAUAUU